UGUCACUUGUCUAUGGCUUUCAGCAGCCAUUUGUUAUCGUACCACACCAGACAAUUGUGAAUCAAAAUGUUGCGAUCCACUUCAGGUAGAUUAGUAAAUGCCCUGAAAAAAUCCUUGGUCUCACCUACCAGGGUGUGCGCCGUCAAUGCUGUGAGGAGGUCGCACGAUGGCCCCGAGGAAUCCCACGAAGAAUUUGAUGCCAGGUAUGAGGCAUUCUUUAACAGACGGGACAUCGAUGGCUGGGAGAUCCGCAAGGGGAUGAACGACCUGAGUGGUAUGGACUUAGUUCCUGACCCAAAGAUCAUCCGUGCUGCCAUGCAUGCGUGCAGGAGGGUGAAUGAUUAUGCACUGGCUGUUAGGUUCAUCGAAGCUUGCAAAGAAAAGUGCGGAAAUAGGGUAAAUGAAAUCUACCCUUACAUCAUCCAGGAGAUCAAACCCACACUCGUGGAACUGGGAAUUGACACCCCAGAAGAGCUGGGCUACGACAAACCUGAACUGGCUUUAGAAAGCGUCUAUGAGAUGUAGGGUGGUACAGGAGUUAGUAGAAUUUAUGCGAUAGUAGUUGUAACAUUUUAUUUAAUUUAAAUGGCGAGACCACCAAUUCAAUAUGAGUAUUCCAUUUUGUUUUGCCUUGUAAAAACAAUUGUUAUAAAAUAAAUGUUUCUCUAAUGGGGGAAUGUUGGAAAACUG
Messenger RNA from Pararge aegeria (speckled wood butterfly), 690 nucleotides. It is a transcript of the gene COX5A, whose product is annotated as cytochrome c oxidase subunit 5A, mitochondrial. Gene Ontology annotation, biological process: mitochondrial electron transport, cytochrome c to oxygen. Bases 67 to 525 code for a protein of 152 amino acids. The transcript is spliced from 3 exons. Gene Ontology annotation, cellular component: mitochondrial inner membrane. NCBI's taxonomy places the organism in Eukaryota, Metazoa, Arthropoda, Insecta, Lepidoptera, Nymphalidae. The record is from RefSeq and is a predicted model, not a curated record.